AUGAAGACUAUCAUCGCAGCUACACUGCUGUUCCACAUUACGCCCGCCCUGUCUUCCGUCGUCUUUCUCCUCUCCAGCGAGACAAAUGGUCAAGGCCUAUCCAAAUCUUGGGUCGUAGAUCGCUGGAAGUGCCAGAACCUUGGCGCUGACAUUGACAAGCAAGCAAGCUGGGCUUUUGUCGCUUCUGGUCUUGCAAAUGGUUGUUUCUUAUACGAGGAUGUGAAUUGUAUCGGACGAAAUCUGUACGUCGAGAAGAAUAAUUCGAACAUUCUCGGUCCAGGACCUGUAAAUCUCACGGAUUACGACUUUGAUGAUGUGGCGAGCUCCUUUUCAUGCGUUUAA
Molecule: messenger RNA, 342 nt
Organism: Alternaria postmessia
Lineage: Eukaryota; Fungi; Ascomycota; Dothideomycetes; Pleosporales; Pleosporaceae
Exons: 2
Coding region: 1-342 (113 amino acids)
Source: RefSeq, a predicted model, not a curated record